Messenger RNA from Brassica oleracea var. oleracea, 1596 nucleotides. RefSeq names its product mitochondrial substrate carrier family protein B-like. Gene Ontology annotation, biological process: transmembrane transport. NCBI's taxonomy places the organism in Eukaryota, Viridiplantae, Streptophyta, Magnoliopsida, Brassicales, Brassicaceae. The record is from RefSeq and is a predicted model, not a curated record. The transcript is spliced from 7 exons. The coding region runs from base 424 to 1413 and encodes 329 amino acids.
AAUUGGGCGACCAAUAUGAGUAAACAAACAAAAACAGAGCAGAGACGAAAGUUUUGAAUCGUAAAAAAACCUUUCCGUCUUCUCUAUUUCUCCUCUCCGAAAUUCACGGCGAGCCUUGCGUCGCUCUUUCACCCCCCGAUAAUAAAUCCCCUGAAUCUUCUCCCAUUGAUUUGUUUCGUUUGGAUCUGAAAGAGAUAUCGUUAUUCUGGAUUUGAAUCUGAAUGGUUUGAUCACUGCAGAGUGUGUGUUUUCGAGGGCCGUUGAUGAAUAUUGCUGUGAAUCUGUUUCCGAGCUUUGCGUAUUCGUUUCUGAGAUUUACAGAUUUGAAUUUCGAUAAGAGAUCUGCGUCGAGGAUAAACCCUAGAUUUAGAUGGGAUAAGGCUGUUCUUCUUCAGCUUAAGGAAGAUAAUAAUAGAUUGAGAGAUGGGUUCGUCACAAGGCUCCACGCUCUCGGCUGAUGUGAUGAGCCUUGUGGAUACGUUGCCUGUUCUUGCUAAAACCCUCAUCGCCGGAGGAGUUGCUGGGGCUGUUGCUAAGACUGCUGUUGCUCCCUUGGAAAGGAUCAAGAUUCUAUUGCAGACUAGAACAAACGACUUCCUUGGCGUGUCCCAGUCGCUAAAGAAGGUGUUACAAUGCGAUGGUCCUCUCGGAUUCUAUAAAGGAAACGGGGCGAGUGUUAUUCGGAUUAUCCCUUAUGCCGCUCUUCAUUACAUGACGUAUGAAGUGUAUCGUGACUGGAUUUUGGAAAAUAAUCUCCCCUUAGGUUCUGGUCCCGUCGUUGAUCUUGUGGCUGGUUCAGCUGCAGGCGGGACAGCGGUUUUGUGCACGUACCCUCUCGAUUUGGCUCGUACUAAGCUAGCUUACCAGGUUUCUGACGCAAGUCAGAGUUUCCGAGGUGGUGCCAAUGGAGUUUACCGUCAACAUGCAUAUUCAGGGAUAAAAGAGGUGCUUUCAAUGGCUUAUAAAGAAGCGGGACCACGUGGGCUAUAUCGGGGCAUAGGUCCAACGCUGAUUGGCAUCCUUCCAUACGCGGGCCUUAAGUUCUACAUAUAUGAGGAAUUGAAAAGACAUGUGCCUGAAGAGCAUCAAAACUCUGUUCGAAUGCAUCUACCUUGUGGAGCUUUAGCUGGUUUAUUUGGCCAGACCUUGACGUACCCAUUGGAUGUUGUUAGGAGACAGAUGCAGGUCGAGAAUCUGCAGCCUAUGACGAGUGAUGGCAGCAACAAACGGUACAAGAACACAUUUGAUGGGCUUAACACUAUUGUUCGAACUCAGGGUUGGAGACAGUUGUUUGCUGGUUUGAGCAUCAACUACAUUAAGAUUGUUCCAUCGGUAGCAAUUGGAUUCACGGUGUACGAGUCAAUGAAGUCAUGGUUACGGAUUCCACCACGAGAGAGAUCAAAACCAGCCUAAGGGCUUUUUGUUCAUUGAUACUCUUAGGGCAGGACGCAGAAGAUAACACUAUUUCUCCUUAGUAUUGAAUCUAGUGAUAGUAUUGUUUGGAUAAAAUUAAGCAAAAAGUUUACACAUUUGUUAUCAAACACACAGAAAUAGGUUGAUUCUUGUGGUUUGCAGCCAAUUAAAAGAUUUCAAUUA